This is a messenger RNA of Ctenopharyngodon idella (grass carp), 4256 nucleotides long. RefSeq lists its product as uncharacterized. NCBI's taxonomy places the organism in Eukaryota, Metazoa, Chordata, Actinopteri, Cypriniformes, Xenocyprididae. The transcript is spliced from 2 exons. Bases 415 to 1902 code for a protein of 495 amino acids. The record is from RefSeq and is a predicted model, not a curated record.
AUUUUUUUUAUCUAAUACUUAUAUUUUAUUUUAUUUCAGCUUUAUUUCAAAUAACAAAAACGAUUUUAUAAUUUUAAGGUAACAAUAACAACACUGUUGAGCACUUGAUAAAUGCACUUAGAAUAAUUUAUAAUUAAACGUGUAAGCCAUUUCUAAUUUGUUAUAAGAAAGUUAUUUCUUGGUUCAUAUUUAAUUUAAUGAUAAUAAAUCUGCCUCAGUGUCAUAAAUGUGCAUAACAGUGCAUGUAGUAGCGCAUGUGAAACGCAUACAUAUGGGAUGAUGGGUGUUGUAGUUUUUAAAACUGCCUGAACUAGUUUCGUAGAAGCGCAUGGGUGUUGAAGUGAAAGUCCGUUUGCGUCGAACCUCAAAUUUCCGCGUAUUCUGCGUUCAUGAACUUUAAAAACAUCUGCUGUAAUGUCCACAUUGAGGGGCGAGAAACACAUUUUAAAUGAUACAAAGUCCUCGAGUGGCAAUAUGGAUUCCAUACAUUGCAACUGGAAUGGAGCAAAAAGUGACCAGAUAUCCACUAGGCCUAGACCCAUGUCAGACACCUUAUCCAAAUUGGCUCAAUUCAUCACUUGCAUUGAGUACAAACCAAAACCACAGACGUCUUCCUCCAUCCGCAAAGACUGCGUCCAAGAAUUCUCCGAACUGAAUGCCCUUGUGCAUCAGCAGGAAAGAGAGCAAGUCCUACAAAAGCUCCAUUGCUGUCAACGCUGUGGCCAAAAGUUUGCUUUGCUCUCUAGUUUGCAGCUACACAAGUGCCCUGGCGUCACAUCUAUGUGCCAGACAUGCAGAGGGAAACCCGCAAUGAGUUCUUCGUGCCCUUCCUGCGGGAUCGAACCUUCAGGCCCACGUCGCCCAGAAGAUCCCUUCUAUCCAGACAACAGCCCCUAUGCGUGCGCCCCAUGCGGACAAGCUUUCAGCCAUAAGCAAGAGCUGCUGUACCACCAGCAGGCUGGAGGCUGUCAGCCCGCAAAGACUCUCAAACCUCCUUCACCUUCAUACGCCUCAUUGCCGCCAUCUCACCCAAGCGCCAGCGCGUCUCUCCCUUCAUGCACUUUGUGUUCCAGAACAUUCCGUUCUACUGCUGGACUUUCCUGCCACAUGCGCUUUUCCCACACACAUAUGGAAAGCAGCACGAAGGAGAAGAAAGUUCUCCUCUCAAGUACGUCGUUUCCAUGCCGUUCCUGUGACAAAUCAUUUCCUAAGACAUCACUGCUCCACCGGCACAGGAAAGAGGAACACCGGCGCGAAACAAAGGUGAGGAAACUGCAGAGGAACUCUGUGAAAGCUACCAGGCAAAGGCGGAAAGGUGAGACGUAUCCAUGCCUCCACUGCGGAAAAGAGUUCCUGCACCAUCUGACGCGCUGGGCGCAUUUCAAACACUACACCACUCACCAUCAGACCCACCUCAAAUUAAGUGCCAAAUCAGCUAGUGCUGACGCAGAUGGGUUCCACCCAAAGGCAGCUAAGAAGCUCAGUCCUUCCCAAGAAAAUAGACCAAAGAGAGGUAGACCGAGGAAAAAUCUACCUGCUUUGACGGAAACGAAGCAAGAGGAUGAAGCGGAAAGGAAUAAGCAGGAUGACAGCGAUGAAGACGAGGAUACCGAGUUUCCUUGUACGUCAUGCGAACAGGUCUUUAGCUCCAAAGCUGCUCUGCGUGUGCAUGAGGAAGUCCACGAGGAAGUGCCUAAAGAAAUUCAUCAACCGGUCGACACGUGCAGGUGUUGUAGUGUGUGUUCAGGUGGGAUUCCCCUCUCUGAGAUUCCAGAAGAUUGUGAAAAGAAAGUCUAUCACUGUGUGCCAUGUGCCGAGGCCUUCGUAGCCCUGAACACUUUUAUAGAGCACUGCCAGAAACAUCUCAUACGUGAGAAUGAAGAUGAAUUCAGUGAUGACUGAAAGAAUUUCACUCAAUUAUUUUCUCACCCUCAUUUUUUUUCUCACAGAACAUUAAAAAAAAUUCUUAAAGAGCCAUUGCAUAUAUUUAGACAAAAAGCACCAUUAAAGUCCUCCAAAAACUAUUGGUGCAUUUCAAAGAAAAAGCUAAAAGCAUAUGGGUUUUUAUGACAUGACGGUGAAUAAAUAUAAUUCCAAAAUUUUAAUUCUUGGGUGAACUGAUCCUUUAAAGGGAUUGCCGACCUAAAGAUGAAAAUUCUGUCACCAUUUACUCACCCUCAUGUUGUUUUAAACCUGUAUGCAUUUCUUUUUUCUGCUCAACACAAAGAAGAUAUUUUGACGAAUGUUAAUAACCAAACCGUUUCAGUUCCCACUGACUUCCAUUGUUUUUUGUGUAUACAGUAAAAGUCAGUGGGAACUGAAACCGUUUAUUUACCAACAUUCUUCAAAAUAGAGUUGUCAAAAAUAUCGACUUCGGUACCAAUCGGUACUGAAAUUUUAAAAAUGUGACGCUUUGAGCGCUGUUGAGCAGAUUCGUAAACACUUCUGAUUGGCCAUUGUGUUCACUCGCUCAACAGAUAUGUCUGUGAUUGGCUACAAUGAUCAACGCACGGGAGCGUUUGAAUUUAAAAGCGUUUUGAAAGCGGGAGCAUUUGAAAGCAGGCAGCUGAUAGACGGCUGCUUUCAAACGCUCCCGUGUGUAUCUGUGUAAGCGCUUGAUGAUGAGCGUUAUUGAUGUCUAUUUACAACAUGUUUUUGAAGCGUUGAUCAUUGUAGCCAAUCACAGACAUAUAUGUUGAGCACGAGAACACAAUUUCCAAUCAGAGGUGUUUAUGAAUCCACUCAACAACGCUCAAAGUGUCACAUUUUUAAAAUUUCAGUACCGACUAGGUACCGAAUUUGGUACUUUUGACAACUCUACUUCAAAAUAUGUUUGGAACGACAUGUGGUUGAGUAAAUGAUGACAAAAUUUCAUUUUUGGGUGUACUGUCUCUUUAAGGGCAGGGAAAUUCUUCUGCAGAUGCUUUAGAAUAUCAGGAAUUACAUUCAUCAGGCAUUUUUGAUUUGGGUAAACUGUCUUAAUGUUUUCAGUAUUGUACAGAUUUUGAUUUCUGUGGUUCAUGAGGUAUAAUGUUGUAUGGUGUAAACAGGAUAACUCGCUCCUACUACACUGAGCCAAACUGCCUGACAAAUAAUAGAGGCCUUCGAUAGUAAUGGCAAGCCAAUAUUAUUUUGUCAGAUACGGGUACUCAAAUAAAACCACUUCUACUUACAGCGUAGUUCUGCUCUAGGAUGUUUUUCCAUACUUUCACACAGACCUAGACAUAUAUCUAUUAUAUUACUGUGAGAAUAAGGUGAUUUGAUUUUUUUUUAUUUAUUUUUUUUUAUACACAUACAGAUACAUCACUUCUGUUUUCUAAAUGGCCAGUGCCUUUGCUGAAACAAAACCAGCUAAAAUUAAUGUGCUCGUCUGUCAAGUUGGGGGACAUAAUAUCUUUGGAUCUGUGAGAUUUGGCUACUGAACUUUUGCAGCCUGUUUUAUUAUAUUACAUUCUACUCAAGCAUUGUGAAAUUUCUGUUUGUAUUUUAUAAAGGAAACAAAAUAAGCUUUAUUCUUAUAACAUAUUAUAGUCAAAAUAUCACAGUAUGAGAAUUUGUAUUUCAAAGUCAUAGGUUUGCUGCUAAACAUAGUGCAUAAAAUCUAACAUGUUAAGUUGUAGAAGCAUAACGGAUAUUAGCAUGUUUUAUAUACAUUAUAUUUUAUGCUAUCAUACCAAAUGUUGCAAGUAUAACUUCAUUACUUUCUUUCUAGAUAUAUACAGGAGAAUGAUUGAUGUGCAGAAAUGAGACCUCAGAUCUGUCUCAGGUGAAUCUUGCAAAGAAAAAAAAAAGUAAAUUUUACUGCAUUUUUGUUUAAUUUCUUUAUCAGUGGUUGUUAACCUUUAUUAAUCUUCAUUAGUUUCUGUUUUAUGUAACACUUCUAACAUUUUGUUUUUCUGACACCAAAUGGGCAGCAGUGAUUUUUUUUUUUUUUUUUUCCCAGCUUUUUUUGCACUGAUCAUUUUGUUUCUUUUCUUUAAACACUGUAAAGAGUCCACUUUAUGGCUCACGUUGUACAUGAGGAGUGCAAAUAUAUAUAUAUAUAUUUUUUUUUCAAAUCUUCUAUUAUGAACAUAGACUGGAGGCAUUUUGAAAUUGCAUUAAUCUAAUCUCUGGGUGUGUUUACUAGCAGCUACCUCCAGUAUUACCUGCUUUGUCCCAAGAUGUGUGAUGAUUUCUUUUCGUUUGAAAAACGAGAAAAUUUACCUCGUCACUUAUCACAUUGAAAUAGUUUUUGAAUAAAUCGUUAAAAAAUG